GCCAGGGUGCGUCUGGGUCGCGACCGCUCCGCAGUUGAGACAGGAGGAGCCGCCGCGUGAGAGCCGGGCGGUGACCGGGUCAGGUCGCCGCGGUGCGGGUAGCAGCGUCCAGGCAUGGCAGCUCGAGCGACCGGGCGGUGGGUCUGGCGUGUCUGGCUUGGUGUUGUCUGGGCCCAGAUGGGUCCCGACUUGGAGCCGACUGGGAAUCAGAUGGAAUGUCCGCAGAGCGCGGGGCUCCGAGCGAACAGAAUGUCCGGGGCGGCGAGAAAGAGGCCACGCUCCAUGGAGUUUGGCCUGCUCAGCGAGGCGGAGGCCCGGAGCCCUGCCCUCUCGCUGUCGGACGCGGGCACGCCGCACCCUCCUCUGCCCGAGCACGGCUGCAAGGGCCAAGAGCACAGCGAUUCGGAGAAGGCCUCGGCUUCGCUGCCCGGAGGCUCCCCCGAAGACGGCUCGCUGAAGAAGAAGCAGAGGCGACAGCGCACGCACUUCACCAGCCAGCAGCUGCAGGAGCUGGAGGCCACCUUCCAGAGGAACCGCUACCCGGACAUGAGCACUCGCGAAGAGAUCGCCGUGUGGACCAACCUCACCGAGGCCCGCGUGCGGGUGUGGUUCAAGAACCGGCGCGCCAAGUGGCGGAAGCGCGAGCGCAGCCAGCAGGCCGAGCUGUGCAAGGGCGGCUUCGCGGCGCCGCUCGGGGGGCUGGUGCCCCCCUACGAGGAGGUGUACCCCGGCUACUCGUACGGCAACUGGCCGCCCAAGGCGCUCGGCCCGCCGCUCGCCGCCAAGACCUUCCCGUUCGCCUUCAACUCGGUCAACGUGGGGCCCCUGGCGUCGCAGCCCGUCUUCUCGCCGCCCAGCUCCAUCGCCGCGGCCGCCCCGGGCGCCGUGCCGGGACCCGCGGCCCUGCAGGGCCUGGGCGGGGGGCCCCCGGGACUGGCGCCCGCCGCCGUGUCCUCCGGGGCGGUGUCCUGUCCCUACGCCUCGGCCGCCGCCGCCGCCGCCGCCGCCGCCUCCUCCCCCUACGUCUACCGGGACCCUUGUAACUCGAGUCUGGCCAGCCUGCGGCUCAAGGCCAAGCAGCACGCCUCGUUCAGCUACCCGGCCGUGCCGGGACCCCCGCCCGCCGCCAACCUCAGCCCGUGCCAGUACGCCGUGGAGCGGCCGGUGUGACCGUCCCCGCCGCGGCCGCCCGCCCCCGCGCCCGGCUGGCCUCUCCGGCUUC
Messenger RNA from Sorex fumeus (smoky shrew), 1222 nucleotides. RefSeq names its product paired like homeodomain 3 (gene PITX3). Gene Ontology annotation, biological process: anatomical structure morphogenesis; regulation of transcription by RNA polymerase II. The record is from RefSeq and is a predicted model, not a curated record. Bases 115 to 1170 code for a protein of 351 amino acids. Gene Ontology annotation, cellular component: nucleus. The transcript is spliced from 4 exons. Gene Ontology annotation, molecular function: RNA polymerase II cis-regulatory region sequence-specific DNA binding; DNA-binding transcription factor activity, RNA polymerase II-specific. NCBI's taxonomy places the organism in Eukaryota, Metazoa, Chordata, Mammalia, Eulipotyphla, Soricidae.